Molecule: messenger RNA, 1246 nt
Organism: Nannospalax galili (Upper Galilee mountains blind mole rat)
Lineage: Eukaryota; Metazoa; Chordata; Mammalia; Rodentia; Spalacidae
Gene: Ramp3
Product: receptor activity modifying protein 3
Exons: 3
Coding region: 26-478 (150 amino acids)
Biological process (GO): intracellular protein transport; receptor internalization; regulation of G protein-coupled receptor signaling pathway
Cellular component (GO): cell surface; membrane; signaling receptor complex
Molecular function (GO): coreceptor activity
Source: RefSeq, a predicted model, not a curated record
CGAGCAGGACAGAUCCGCACUGGCCAUGGAUACCCUGGCGCUGCGGCUGCACUUUCUCCCGCUGCUGCUGCUGCUGCUGCUGCUUUGUGGUGGGUGUGCCCGCGUGUGUGGCUGCAAUGAGACAGGGAUGCUGGAGAGGCUGCCCCGCUGCGGGAAGGCCUUCGCUGACAUGAUGCACAAGGUGGACGUCUGGAAGUGGUGCAACCUGUCCGAGUUCAUUGUGUACUAUGAGAGCUUCACUAACUGCACCGAGGUGGAGACCAACAUUGUGGGCUGUUACUGGCCCAACCCGCUGGCCCAGAGCUUCAUCACUGGCAUCCACAGGCAGUUCUUUUCCAACUGCACUGUGGACAGGGCCCACUGGGAAGAUCCCCCGGAUGAAGUGCUCAUUCCACUCAUUGCAGUGCCUGUCUUGCUGACCGUGGCCAUGGCUGGCCUGGUGGUGUGGCGCAGCAAACGCACUGAUCAGCUGCUGUGAGGGCUUGCCAGAUGGAAGGCCAUGCCUGGCAAGCUGGAAGAAAGUUCCUCAAGGCUGCAAGAGCUAGUGGGUACCACCUUGGGUCUGCUGUGGCCACAUCCCACCAAGCCAUGGCAGAGUCCCCCCUGCCCAGGCUGAUGUAGCCCCUACUCCCUGGCCUGCUGCCUGGCUGGGCCUUGGGCUGCCCAUACAAGUGAUUCACUCUUCCUUGGGCUAUCAGAAGAGCGUGACAAGACUCAAGCUUGCAUGCCAGGCAGUGGAAAUGUGAACCCUGCACUCCCUAGGCUGGGUUCUCUGGUCUCUAGCCAUUUCUUAGCAGAGUCUUAUCCAGCUUCAAACCAAGCCCCAGGCCCUGAUCCAUCUCUAGCUCUGACCCUGACCCCUGCCAUACCCAGGCACAGAGGGCAGCCAAGGUCUUCUGGAAGAUAUGGAACUCUGAGCCCUUCUGCUGGAGAGACCAAGUAGAUCCACUGUUGGACAUGGACAGCUUGGGGACUGGGGAAUGAAGGGCAGACCAGGAUCAUCAGGAGCCACAUGUAGACCUGUAGAUCUGCCUGUCUUCUGUCUGUUCCACCAUGAUUCUGUAACCAAUGUGGGAUGGAUCUGGGGGCUUAGCCCUUCAUAGGGACCUACCCUGCAGGUAGGUGUGGGCUUUCUCCUUAAGAUAGCUCCCUGGGGGCAAGGCACUCUCUGGGUGGAGUCUGUGUGCUCAAGUGCUCUGUCUGCUGCUGUCUGUCCUUUCUCUGAGUAAAGUCUCCCAACACCUAG